Molecule: messenger RNA, 1060 nt
Organism: Phyllostomus discolor (pale spear-nosed bat)
Lineage: Eukaryota; Metazoa; Chordata; Mammalia; Chiroptera; Phyllostomidae
Gene: SDHAF1
Product: succinate dehydrogenase complex assembly factor 1
Exons: 2
Coding region: 58-414 (118 amino acids)
Biological process (GO): mitochondrial respiratory chain complex II assembly
Cellular component (GO): mitochondrion
Source: RefSeq, a predicted model, not a curated record
GCCACCUCUCCACUGUCCUGGACUGGUACCCGCGCGCACCCGCGGCCCAGCUCUACCAUGAGCCGGCCCAGCCGGCUGCAAAGGCAAGUUCUUAGCCUGUACCGUGAGCUGCUGCGCGCCGGACGCGGGAAGCCGGGAGCUGAGGCGCGGGUGCGAGCGGAGUUCCGGCAGCAUGCCUCCCUGCCACGCUCUGACGUACUGCGCAUAGAAUACUUCUACCGCCGCGGGAGGCGCCAGCUCCAGUUGCUACGCUCCGGCCACGCCACGGCCUUGUGCGCCUUUGUGCGCCGGCGGGAAAAGACCGAGGAGCCCAGCGGCCGGGCGGGUCCUGGAAACGUCCCUGAGGAUGAUGACAAUUCGAGGAGCCCGCUUGACAGCAUGAGGUCACCAGAGACCCCACCUAAAAAAUGGUGACAGGCGGAAGAGUUCAACUAGUGGUGCCGGGGAACCAGGGAAUCCGCCUGAUGGAAAAUGAGAGGUCUUAAGAGACGAGACUAGUUCGAUGGAUUAGGGGAAUCAGAGUUCGCCUGGCGACGUAGGCUCCAAAGACUACCGUGAUAGAUGGCGAGAGAUGCUUGACCUUGUUCGAUCGCUGGUAAUUUGUCAGCCUCCCUAAUCGGAGUUUGGGUUGGCCUGUGUCGCUAGCUGGCUGGACUAGGUCAGGCUGAGAGCUAUUUAUUCAAAGGCAUGGGGAACCAGAACGCCCCUACCCCUGUUGGAAUGAAGAAACUGAAACACCCUUCUCUUGACCCCUGGCUCCUUAAUUCCUUUCUUUGUGUUUAACUCUGAUAACAGCAGACUUUUUUGCUGAGGAAUUUGAGAAGAUGCUCUGAUGGACAGUGAGAAGCCCCGAAUCUCCCUUUGGAAAACUUUCCCUCUAUUAAUUGGAACAAACUAGGUCUGGUGAGGAAGGUGCUAAGGGGUCACAUGCUAGCGAUCAUUUCAAGACCCCUCAAAACCUCUACACCUACUUGUUCUAAGGGGGAGCCCUGAUUCCUCCACCCUUCCAUCUUCAGGACUGUUGAACACAGGAAAUAAAGUUAGGAUGUGCUUACUUUCC